Cooperia oncophora is the source of this 444-nucleotide messenger RNA. The record is from the annotation of a GenBank genome assembly. NCBI's taxonomy places the organism in Eukaryota, Metazoa, Nematoda, Chromadorea, Rhabditida, Trichostrongylidae.
AUGCGUCAUCUGAGCGCAGCCAUUAAACGUGAUGUGAAAAACAUUGAUUUGUACGAGUUACAGAUUGUGACCUAUCUUCAGCGAGAGAAAAUCCGCGAAGCUCGUGCAGCCGUUGCCAUUUGCAUGCAACACCUUCCAAAUUCACCUAGAGCACGUGUUCUUAAAGCGCAAGUAUUACUCGCUACUCCAAGUGGUAAAGAGGAAGCACAAACGAUUUUGGAGGAGGUAGUGUUCGCCCAUCCUUAUCUUCUUGAAGCUGUGUGGCUUCUCAUAAGUCAGUAUGACAGUACCCACAACUACCAAAAAGGCACAGAAGUUUUAAAGAAACUAACGGAGGUAUGUAUCUUUCAAGCAUCUUUCAAGCAGAAUUCAAUGGUUCCUUUCCAUUCGAUGGGCCGAUUACACCAUCAGCUUGGCGAGUUCUUGUCAAAAACAGGUAUGCCC